CUAUUCGCUUUACGCCUAUUGGCUUGUAGGAAUCUUUUCUAACCUAAAAAACAAUCAGUGCAAAUAACGCGACUUUUCACAAGUUUUUCCGAGUUUCCUGAAGAAAGAGUGUUUGUCUUGGUCUGAAAAUUAUGGACCAGGAAGUAAAGAAUCACCUGGCAAUGGAUGUUUUGGUGAAUAACGAGAAGGUGAAUGUGGAUCAGUUGUCCGGGAAGCUCAAUCUUCCUCUGCAAAAGUGCUCCUUGAAGCUGUAAGAUUGACUCAAGAGCUGCCUGGCUAAGGAGUUGGAGAAAAUAUCUCGGGAAUUUAUGAUAAAAGGGAUAGAUGCCAGAGGGAAUGGCUUUAUACGAAUUGUAACUGAGGAAACAUACAAGAAAUUGGACAAGGAAGGUACCACCAGCUUCCUCUUCAGUGUUGAGAAGAAUCGGCAUGAUGCCCUCUCGAAAAACUCCUACCAAUUGGGGAAUUCAAGCUUCAAGAGGAUCAAAUUGACUCCUCAGUAACAAUGUAAAGUUCUACUACCAGAAGUGGAUGGAGGAGCAAGCACAGGAUGGGAAGGGCAAGGCAUGGAUCUAUCCGGUCGCCACUGUGGAAGGGUGGUGGUGUCAGUCAUGGACCACGGUCACCCACGAGCCACUUCUAUAUGCUGCCCUAUUUUACGAGGGUCAUGGGACUUACAUCAACGCUGUCUGUAAAGUUGGCCCAGAAUGACUUGUUUGUGGUGGAAAAUCUCGAUAUUCCCGUAGAGGAUCCGAAGUUUGUGCAGGAACUGAUAGAUGCUCGGACUUGGGGACCGUCAGUGCUGAUAGUUGAUGAGAGUGAUAUUUUCCCUUACAACAUCACUGCAGCCACAGAACAAAUUCCUCAUGUUACUAUGAUGCCCCUGUACGGGCUGAAUGUCUACUCUAUGUUGAAAUAUCACACCCUGGUUCUCACGAAGGACGCUGUCCGGAAACUCGAAGAAAGAAUUCUCUACCAGUUCAAUCGAUCGGACAGCAGGGAACUCGUGAAGAAAUUCCGCGUUAGUCAGUGAAAAACAUUUUAAAAGGGCAACAGAAUUUAAUAAAGUAGUUUUCCAGAGACAAA
Phlebotomus papatasi is the source of this 1086-nucleotide messenger RNA. RefSeq names its product 39S ribosomal protein L4, mitochondrial-like. NCBI's taxonomy places the organism in Eukaryota, Metazoa, Arthropoda, Insecta, Diptera, Psychodidae. Gene Ontology annotation, cellular component: ribosome. Gene Ontology annotation, biological process: translation. The transcript has 3 exons. The coding region runs from base 551 to 1033 and encodes 160 amino acids. Gene Ontology annotation, molecular function: structural constituent of ribosome. The record is from RefSeq and is a predicted model, not a curated record.